AUGCCUCCACAGCCUUCCGCCAUCGCACCUCCACCAGGCAAUCGUAUCGACUCUCUCACCACGGAGUUAAAAGCAGAAAAAUAUUUGAAACAACCCCGUCAGCAUGAGUGUGGUGAGUUGGCGAACUAUCCAGAGGGGGGCUGGCGUGCCUGGGGUGUCGUGGUCGGAAGCUGGUGCGCCCUCUUCGGCUCCGUAUCAUUUAUGAACAGCAUUGGAACAUUCCAAGCAUACCUGCUGCGCCAUCAACUAAGAGACUACACCCCCUUUACUGUAGGCUGGAUUUUUGGCGUCUACAAUGGUUUGACGUUCCUGCUGGGGUUCCAGUCAGGACCAAUUUUCGAUGCUAGAGGGCCGCGCGAGCUAAUCGCAGGCGGCGGCGUGCUCACCGUGCUGUACUUGAUGCUACUUGGGGUUUGCGAUCGGUACUGGCAUUUUAUGCUUGUCUUCGGCAUUGUAGGGGGUCUUAGUCUGUCACUGGUGUUCGCCCCAGCAAUCGCCAUCGUUGCUCAUUACUUCGACAAAAGACGGGGACUAGCUACCGGCAUCGCAUCCUCCGGGGGGGCUGUAGGCGGCAUAGUCUUCCCACUGAUGCUGGAGAGCCUUUUCGCCACAGUUGGCUUCGCGUGGGCGACUCGUGUUGCCGGAUUCGUUUGCGUCGCGGCAUUUGCAUUGGCCCUUGCCCUCAUUCACCCGCGUUUCCCUCCGAAGCCCGUCAUGUGGUCCACGAUCCGACCCGACCUGAUGGUGUUUCGACACGCCGCGUUGGUGCUUACGAGUCUCGGUGUGUUCUUCCUCGAGUGGGGACUGUUUAUCCCUUUCUCUUAUCUGGCCUCGUACACCUUGGACCAUGGAAGCUCGCCGCGGUUUUCGCACAUGCUUUUAUCCCUGUUGAACGCAGGCGGGCUGUUUGGACGUUGGAUUUCUGGAUACUUUGCUGAUAAGAUCGGGCGGUUCAACAUGUUGAUCGUGACUGUUUUGGGCUCCUUCUUUGCCGUGCUCGGCAUCUGGCUGCCAGCAUCGUCGAAUCAGGCGGCACUCGUCGUGUUCGCACUAGUGUUCGGAUUCUUCAGCGGGGGCAACGUGAGUCUUGCCCCGGUAUGCAUCAGCCAGCUAUGUACGCUGGCUGCUUACGGGCGAUACUAUUCCACUGCAUACACUCUCGUCAGCUUGAGGUAA
This is a messenger RNA of Purpureocillium lilacinum, 1176 nucleotides long. The record is from RefSeq and is a predicted model, not a curated record. Lineage: Eukaryota; Fungi; Ascomycota; Sordariomycetes; Hypocreales; Ophiocordycipitaceae.